This is a messenger RNA of Lipotes vexillifer (Yangtze River dolphin), 1575 nucleotides long. It is a transcript of the gene PAX5, whose product is annotated as paired box 5. The transcript has 10 exons. The coding region runs from base 5 to 1180 and encodes 391 amino acids. NCBI's taxonomy places the organism in Eukaryota, Metazoa, Chordata, Mammalia, Artiodactyla, Lipotidae. Gene Ontology annotation, biological process: regulation of transcription by RNA polymerase II; anatomical structure development. Gene Ontology annotation, molecular function: RNA polymerase II cis-regulatory region sequence-specific DNA binding; DNA-binding transcription factor activity, RNA polymerase II-specific. The record is from RefSeq and is a predicted model, not a curated record.
CAAAAUGGAUUUAGAGAAAAAUUACCCGACUCCUCGGACCGGCAGGACAGGACAUGGAGGAGUGAAUCAGCUUGGGGGGGUUUUUGUGAAUGGACGGCCACUCCCAGAUGUAGUCCGCCAAAGGAUAGUGGAACUUGCUCAUCAAGGUGUCAGGCCCUGCGACAUCUCCAGGCAGCUUCGAGUCAGCCAUGGUUGUGUCAGCAAAAUCCUUGGCAGGUAUUAUGAGACGGGGAGCAUCAAGCCUGGGGUAAUUGGAGGAUCCAAACCAAAGGUUGCCACACCUAAAGUGGUGGAAAAAAUCGCUGAGUAUAAACGCCAAAAUCCCACCAUGUUUGCCUGGGAGAUCAGGGACCGGCUGCUGGCGGAACGGGUGUGUGACAAUGACACGGUGCCCAGCGUCAGUUCCAUCAACAGGAUCAUCCGGACAAAAGUACAGCAGCCACCCAACCAGCCGGUCCCAGCUUCCAGUCACAGCAUAGUGUCCACCGGCUCCGUGACGCAGGUGUCCUCGGUGAGCACGGACUCAGCCGGCUCCUCCUACUCUAUCAGCGGCAUCCUGGGCAUCACGUCCCCCAGCGCCGACACCAACAAGCGCAAGAGAGACGAAGGUAUUCAGGAGUCUCCUGUGCCGAACGGUCACUCACUGACGGGCAGAGAUUUCCUCCGGAAGCAGAUGCGGGGAGACCUGUUCACGCAGCAGCAGCUGGAGGUGCUGGACCGCGUGUUUGAGAGGCAGCACUACUCGGACAUCUUCACCACCGCAGAGCCCAUCAAGCCCGAGCAGACCGCCGAUUAUUCCACCAUGGCCUCACUGGCUGGAGGGCUGGACGACAUGAAGGCCAACCUGACCAGCCCUACCCCUGGCGACAUCGGGAGCAGCGUGCCGGGGCCGCAGUCCUACCCCAUUGUGACAGGCCGCGACUUGGCGAGCACGACCCUCCCCGGGUACCCUCCGCAUGUCCCCCCCGCCGGACAGGGCAGCUACUCAGCGCCGACACUGACAGGGAUGGUGCCUGGGAGUGAGUUUUCUGGGAGCCCCUACAGCCACCCUCAAUACCCCUCGUACAACGACUCCUGGAGGUUUCCCAACCCGGGGCUGCUCGGCUCCCCGUACUAUUACAGCGCCGCUGCCCGAGGAGCUGCCCCGCCCGCAGCUGCCACGGCCUACGACCGUCACUGACCCCAGGAGCCAGGCAGGCGCCAAGCACUUAUGACACAUAUCACUGAAGGCCAUAGCCUCCCAGCCCCCUCCGAACACAGCCAGAGGGGCCCAAUGAGACCGUCCCCCCAGCAACCCCCCACUCGCCUGAAACUCCCUCCCCCUUUUCCUGCCAGGGACUCUGGGCUUCUGUGGUAGGGAUGUUGGACUUCUAGACACCCGUCCAUUUCUAAGAGUCAGUUGAUGAGCUUCCCCCGACGUGACUGGGUCUCCACAAACCAACAGACUGUUCUGCAGACAACUGCAGCCCCAGCCCAGCCUGCCAGCCCCCUAGCUGUCUGACCACCCACCCGUCUUCCUGCCCCAGGCCUGGGAAGGAGAGUUUUUGCUUUUGUUGCUUCAACAGCACCCGUGUA